This is a messenger RNA of Loxodonta africana (African savanna elephant), 19679 nucleotides long. RefSeq names its product arginine-glutamic acid dipeptide repeats (gene RERE). The coding region runs from base 14092 to 19002 and encodes 1636 amino acids. Gene Ontology annotation, biological process: regulation of DNA-templated transcription. Gene Ontology annotation, molecular function: sequence-specific DNA binding; transcription corepressor activity; chromatin binding. NCBI's taxonomy places the organism in Eukaryota, Metazoa, Chordata, Mammalia, Proboscidea, Elephantidae. The transcript is spliced from 26 exons. The record is from RefSeq and is a predicted model, not a curated record. Gene Ontology annotation, cellular component: nucleus.
UUUCUGCCAGGAAUGAAUGUCUUCUAGGUUUUAUACCUUUAUAUGGUAUUCUGCCAAAAGCAUCACUAUUAACUCUGGUGGACCGUUUUCCCUGAGACGGUCUGCAGUAGAGAUAGUUUGUACAGUUUUGUGUCACUGAAGAGGUUUGUGGAUAGAUUCCCCCCCGCCCCCCGCCAACGUUAUGCAUUGAAUUGUGUCCUCCCAAAAUAUAUGUUGUAAAUCCUGAUCCUUAUACCUAUGGAUAUACUCCCAUUUGGUAAUAGAAUUUUCUUUGUUGCGUUAAUGUGGCUAUAUCAGUGUAGGGUGUGUUUUAAGCCAAUCACUUGAGAUAUAAAAGAGCAGAUUAGGCACAGAAGAAAACAGACAUGGGGGGAAGACUACAAACCCAGGAACUCCCAGGGAUGGCCAGCUAGAGAAGUAGAGUCAAGGAUUUUCCCCCAAAGCCAACAGAGAGUCUUCCUCUAGAGCUGGUGCCCUGAAUUUGGACUUCUAGUUACCCAAGUAAAGAAAUUUCUGCUCAUUAAAGCCACUCCCUAAGAAAUUACAACACUUCUCUUUAGUAGGGUCCAGCAAUUUAAUUUCUUUAGUCCUCAAGAAUAGAUCUCAAGAAUAGAUUUGACACAUUGAACACUAACGACUGAAGUCCAGAUGAGUUGUGGAAUGACAUCAAGGACAUCAUACCUGAAAAAAGCAAGAAGCCAUUAAAAAGACAGGAAAGAAAGAAAAGACCAAAAUGGAUCUCAGAAGAGACUCUGAAACUUGCUUUUGAAUGCCGAGCAGCUAAAGCAAAAGAAGAAAUGAUGAAGUAAUAGAAGUGAGCCGAAGAUUUCAAAGGGUGGCUUGAGAAGAGAAAGUAGAGUAUGACAAUGACAUGUGCACAGAGCUGGUGAUAGAAAAUCAAAAGGAAAGACCACGCUCUGCAUUUCUCAAGCUGAAAGAACUGAAGAAAAAAUUCAAGCCUCGAGUUGCAGUAGUGAAGAAUUCUAUGGGGAAAAUAUUAAAUGACUCAGGAGGCAUCAAAAGGAGAUGGAAGAAAUAUACAGAGUCAUUAUACCAAAAAGAACUGGUUAACAUUCAACCAUUUCAAGAGGUAGCACAUGAUCAGGAACUGAUGGUGCUGAAGGAAGAAGUCAAGGCUCCAUUGAAGGCAUUGGUGAAAAACAAGGCUACAGGAAUUGACGGAAUAUCAAUUGAGAUGUUUUAACAAACAGAUGCAGUGCUGUAAGUGCUCACUCAUCUAUGCCAAGAAAUUUGGAAGACAGCUUCCUGGCCAGCUGACUGGCAGAGAUCCAUAUUUAUGCCUAUUCCCAGGAAAGGUGAACCAACCGAAUGUGAAAAUUAUCACAGUGUCAUUAAUAUCACAUAGAAGCAAAAGUUUGCUUAAUAUCACAUGGAAGCAAAAUUUUGCUGAAGAUCAUUCAAAAGUGGCUACAGCAGUAUAUCGACAGGAAACUGCCAGAAAUUAAGGUCAGAUUCAGACAUGGAACCAGGGAUAUCAUUGCUGAUGUCAGAUGGAUCCUGGCUGAAAGCGGAGAAUACCAGAAGGAUGUUUGCCUGUGUUUUAUUGACUAUGCAAAGAUGUUUGACUGUGUGGAUCAUAACAAAUUAUGGAUAACAUUGCGAAGGAUGAAAAUUCCAGAACACCUUCAAUUGUACUCAUGAGGAACUUGUACAUCGAUAAAGAGGCAGUCGUUCAAACAGAACAAGGGAAUUACCGAGUAGUUUAAAGUCAGGAAAGAUGUGCGUCAGGGUUGUAUCCUUUCACCAUGCUUAAUUCAGUCUGUAUGCUGAGCAAAUAAUUUGAGAAGCUGGACUAUAUAGAGAAAAACGGGACAUUAGGAUUGGAGGAAGACUCAUUAACAACCUGCGUUUUGCAGAUGACACAACCUUUCUUGCUGAAGGUGAAGAGGACUUGAAGCACUUACUGAUGAAGAUCAGAGACCACAGCCUUCAGUAUGAAUUACACCUCAACAUUAAAAAAAAAAAAAAAAUCCUCGCAACUGGACCAGUAAGCCACAUCAUGAUAAACAGAGAAAGGAUCGAGGUUGUCAGGGAUUUUAUUUUACUUGGAUCCACAGUCAACAGCCAUGGGAGCCCAAAACCCAGUGCCGUCGAGUUGGUUCCAACUCACAGCAACCCUAUAGGAAAGAGUAGAACUGCCCCAUAGAGUUUCCAAGGAGCGCCUGGCAGAUUUGAACUGCUGACCCUCUGGUUGGCAGCCGUAGCGCUUAACCACUAUGCCAUCAGGGUUUCCAGCCAUGGAAGCGGUAGUCAGGAAAUCAAAAGACACAUUGCAUUGGGCAAAUCUGCUGCAAAGGACCUCUUUAAAGUGUUGAAAAGCAAAGAUGUCACCUUGAAGACUAAGGUGUGCCUGACCCAAGCCAUGAUAUUUUCAGUCUCGUCAUAUGCAUGCAAAAGCUGAACAAUGAAUAAGGAAGAUCGAAGAAGAAUUGACGCCUUUGAAUUGUGGUGUUGGCGAAGAAUACUGAAUAUACCAUGGACUGCCAAAGAAAGAACAAAUCUGUCUUGGAAGAAGUACAACCAGGAUGCUCCUUAGAAGCAAGGAUGGCGAGACUGCGUCUUACGUACUUUGGACGUGUUGUCAGGAGGGAUCAUGUUCUCUCUGGAGAAGGGCAUUAUGUUUGGUAAAGUAGAGGGUCAGCAGAAAAGAGGAAGACCCUCAAUGAGAUGGCUUGACACAGUGGCUGCACAAUGGGCUCAAGCAUAAUAACCAUUGUGAGGAUGUGCAGGACUGGGCAGUGUUUCUUUCUGUGGUACAUGGGGUCGCUAUGAGUUGGAACCGACUCGAUGGCACCUAACAACGACAGCCCUUAAGUAGAAUCGUUAGAUCUAAAUAGUGCCCUUUGGUGCAACUCUUCAGCAGAGAGUUAGGGAAAAAGUAAAGAGUCUGGAGACAGGAAUAGCAUGAAAAAGGAAAAACUAGGGUAUGAAGGCACAUUUGUGAUAUUGAAUUGUAGAAUGCCUGGAAAAAAUGGUGGAGGGAGGUAGGAGAUGCUACUUGGCUUUUGUGGACCCCCAUAUUCUGCUUCUGCUUUAAUGUUGUAGUUUUGGUGUUCUUAAUUUGACACGUAUUUGGGACUUAAAAUAUUGACAAUUGAUAACAUUUUGUUCUGUUUGGUUUAAGUUAGUUGAAGAUGGGUUAUUCAUAAUCAUACAGUGUUUAGCUGAGUUCCAUCCGUUUUUUUUAUUCUUUGAAAGUGAAGAAUCUGAGGUGUGGAGUUGGUAAAUAACUAAACCCAGUGUCUGACUGAGGGUCUUUGACCCUCAAACCAGCACUCAUUCUACCAGUUCAUAGCACUGAGUAGUUUUAUUUCUCACUUUUGAAUCUGUUACCUUCCUGAGACUCAGAUUCUUGAUUGCUCUUUGGAUUGAAUUAAGGCGUGCAAAAGAAUCAUUUGUCAUUUCUAAUAAAGGCUUGGCUGAAAAACCUAAUUGUGUCUGGUGUACCUGUGAAAUAUAAGUCUUUCCUUUUUUUUUUUUAAAUAGGGCAUUAUAUUAGUUAAAAAAAAUUUGUUUUAGGUGAAAGUUUACAGCUUAAGUUAAUUUCUCAUACAAAAAUUUAUACACGUGUUGUUAUGUGAUACUAGUUGCGAUCCCUGUAAUGUGACAGCACACUUCCCUUUCCACCCCGGGUUUCCCCUGUCCAUCUAACCAGCUCUGUUAUUUCUUGAUUGUCUAAAUUUUAUUCUGGGUUAUAUUACCAGAGCUUUCUGUGCUUCACAUUCCUGGAUAUAGAGACCUUAGUGAGUUAGUCCAGUUAUCUUUAUUUUGUAGAUAACAUUAAUUUUCAUCAUCCCAGUGUUGUAAGGCUUUGGUCUUAUUGUCAUUAUCUAAUGGACGUUUUGACUUGGAUGAAACCAGAAGAUAUAAAACAGCACAGGGUCACAGUCAUGUUGAAAAAGUUUAUCCUGGGUAAUACUCAGUUGGACAGAUUAUUAAAGUUUAUAUUGGAUAAUACUCAGUUGGACAGAUUAUUAAAGGCAGUACAAAAAAAUGCACAAAGGGAAGUUUCACUUAAACAACAAAAACAAAAAGAAACUACCUACUUUGCAUAUUGUUUUCAUAAUGCCGUAGAACAGAAACUCAUUGUAUGACUUACGAAGAAAAUUCAAAGACUGUGCUGUUGAUAGCAAGAUUUGUGUUGAAACGUGAAGAAUUUAUUGUAUCAUUCCAUAAAUGCCAUAAAGGAAAUGAGAUGUAAUUUAGUUGUUUGCAAUUAUUAAUCAUGAAAUUAUGAAGAAUACAGAGCACUACUUUGUUAUAGGCAGCCUGUAGUAUAAAGAAAAGAACAAGCCCCCAUUUUACCCAUGAAUAAACAGUCUUAAUCUCAUGAUAACAGAGCUACAGUACAGGGGAAGAGCCCGGGGGUGAGGAAGGCAGAAAUCUUUGUCAUCAGCCAAAACAGACUGAGAUUCAGAGUAAAAGAGACUGGUGACCAGAAUAAGCCUGAAGUCUCAUUUGUUGUUGCUGUUAGUUGCCUCUGCCUCAUAGUGACCCAGUGUUCAACAGAACGAAAAGUCGUCCAGCCCUGUGCUGUCUUCAUGAUCAUUGGUUUGCUUGAGCCCGUUAUUAUGGCCACUGUCUAUUUUGAGUGCCUUCCAACCUAGGGGGCUCAUCUUAUAGUACUACAUUGAAGUAUAUCCUGUUGUGAUCCAUAGGGUUUCUUUAGCUAACGUUCAAAAAUAGAUCACCAGGCCUUCCUUCCUAGUCUGUCUGAGUCUGGUGACCUUGCUGGUUUUUGAAAUACUGGCGACAUAGCUUCCAUCAUCGUAGCAACAUGCAGGGUACCACAGUACAACAGACUGACAAACAGGUGGUGGGAGUCUCUUUAGGGGCAGUCUUUGAUAAUGCUGAAAUGACACUAUACAGAAUUCUUUUGGGGCAUGCGCUUUAUUGUACUUAAGUGCCUACUUCUCAAACCUAAGUGAAAUAAGACUAAGUUGAGUUCCCGUGUUUGUCCAAAUCUCUAGGUAUAAAUAUUAGGAUAUGAAAGAGUCAGUUUCAGUCUCUCCUCCCAUUCCUAUUCUACUUCCUUAAGGCUGCCAUUGAAAAAUCCAAGUAAGGACUGUAUUUCUUUAUUUUUACUGGGGUCUGUGAAUAUGAAUAGUGACUUUAUGAAUAUCUACUUCAAAUAAUUUGUCAGUGCUGAUCUAGAGUGUUAAAGAUAAAUUUCAUUUUUAUUUUCUUGAUUUAAUAGAAGGCCUCUGAUAAGUUUUAUUGAGAUAUUUAGUAAUACAUUUGCAUCUGGGCCCAAAUUUUAGGCAUUAAUGGUUUUAGAUUUACCCUCACAUUUUGUAUUUACAGGGAGAGUAAAAUAAUAUAUAGAGAAUGAUUAACCUAAGCAAAUAUUUGCACUUUUGCCACAGUGUUAGUCAGAUGUUCUAAAGUAAAAUAUUUACUAUAGAAAUUAAAGCUUGGUUAAACUGAAGAACUAGCUGUCUUGCCUUUAAAGAUGAGUAGGUAGAAGAUGUGGCUUCUAAAACCUUAUUUUCAAAGCACCAGACAAAAAUACUAAGAAAAAGACUUCCUGGUUACUAUAAAUAAUUUAGUAUGUCAAUAAUGAUCUAUAAGAUCCAUAUAAUUUAUUUCUUUUAUUUAAAACUCCUAUUCGGUUUGGUUUGGAAGCGCCUCUACCACUCUGUGAGUAAGAGUUAUUUAAUAGGAGCAAGCUUGUUACAGGUUAUUUGUUGCUUUCUCUUCUUGUCUUCUCCCUCAUCCCCAAUAUUUUUUUUUCUUCCUGGAUAAAUUCUGUUAGAUUUUUUGUAAGUUAAAAAAGACAAAUGAUUUGAAAAGCUCAGGAAAUACGUUUUUAGAAGUUUUGUUUUUCCAUUUUUAGCAUUUCUAUUUCUCAGUGCUUAUAAUUAUUUUAUGAAGAAUUUUCAUUCUUUGUUUUUACAUGCCUUCCUGCUUCUCUGGCCCUCCACUCAGGUGGUUGAGCCAUUGGAAAUUUUGACCUGUAUUAAGCAUUUGUAGAAAAUACACAGUAAUGUUUCCUUGACACAUCUUCCUGCAGGACUGACUCAUAUUAACCCACCAAAACCAAACCCGUUGCCGUCCAGUCAAUUCUGACUCACAGUGAUCCUAUAAGACAGAGUAGAACUGCCCCCAUAGGGCUUCCAAGGAUUGGCUGGUGGUUUCAAACUGCCCACCAUUUGGUUAGCAGCCGAGUGCUUAACCACUGUGCCACCAGGGCUCCUGACCCUUGUUAGUGGAAAGUAAUUUUCUCCUGCUGUUUUAUUUAUCUGUCUCUUUUUCUGGGUUAUCAUUUUCUCAGUUUGCAAUUCCUAAUCUGAGUUGGAUGUGAACAGUGAAAGGGUGCUCUCUCACUUGUAAAUUGGUAAGAUUUUUCACACCCCAAUGGGGAACUAAGGUGACAUAAUUCUUUCUUUUCUUUUUAUCCUGGCGGAGCACUUUCUUUUCUUACAAGGACCUUUUUAAGCAUACAUGUUGUAUUUCAUAGUCUCCCUUUUUUACUUGGAAGCCCAUAAUUCUGAUUUUCAUGCCUAAAGAGCCAACUUUUUUUUCCCCCACCCCAGACUCGUUCUCGGUCCUCCUCCUUACUUCCCUUUCUUUCCCCCAUCCAUAUGACUUUAUGUCCUGGUUCUUGAAUUGCCCUUUCCUGUUCCUUUUGAGCCCUGGUGGUUAAGAGUUCGGCUGCUAACCAAACGUCGGCAGAUAGAAUCCACUAGCUGCUCCUUGGGAACUCUACAGGACAAGUUCUACUCUGUCCCUUAGGUUUGCUAUGAGUCAGAAUUGACUCGACAGCAAUGGAUUUUUUUGGUUCGUUUUGAAGUUUUUCUGCAACCAUUUUCUGUGGAAUCCUUUGCAUUUAAGCCAGAGUUCCACAGGGAGACUUUGCUUUACAGAACACCACGCUUGCCUUCUCAGAUUUGGAAGCUCUUCAGAUGUAAAGGAAUAGUUACUCACAUUUGGCUUCCUCCACGGGGGGUGGCUGACCUUUCCCUGUCAGAGAUCACUGGUACCUGGGACUCUCAAGGUGACAAGAAGUGUCCCAGAGAAAUGGAACUCAUGCAUACACUCCAGGCUUUUUGUGUUUUGUUUCCUCCCACCCCAUUCUUGGAAUAAUAGCCAAAGAGUCAGAGUGAUAAUUACUGAGCAAGUUUAUCUGGUCUUCGCCACUUCCCCGUAAGUCUGUAUGAAAAGGGUGUUGGUGUGAUGUGACUGCCAUUCUGCCAAUGCAUUAAAUCCCUGGCUACACAUCCCUGUGAUAACACUCCCGCCAUAACAUCACCCAGAAAAAGGUCUUCCCUGAAUAUUGUUUUAAAGCCAGUGCUGCAGUAUUAUAGAAAAACACUUACGGUUCAAGUUUUAAGAGGAAUUUUAUGUAAUAACCCUGCCCAAAGCCAUGAGUUCUCAAUGUUUUUGCCUCUUUUCCUGUGUAUGAGCAGCCUGUGAUAAUCAGCACGCGCGCGCGUGUGCACACACACACACACACACACACAAUCAGCACAAGUGGAAGAUAAAACAAGUGAAGUGCUCAGAGUGUUUGGAGAUAAUUUCAAUCGUUCUUGAAAAAUAAGUGAUUGAAAACAUGUGCCCCUAAAAGCUCUAGUUUUGCAGAAAAACGGAAUCCUGCCUGUCAUCUUGUUUUGUAAAUACAGAGGUAACUUAUCAGCUUUGCAGAAACUGGAGUUUUGUUUUUAUUAUGAGGAAAAAUGUGCAGCCUCCUACAUACUUACACAGCAAUUGCAUGGAAUUGGAAAAAUCCUCUGAGAGGGGAUAGGCUUAUGAUUUUAUCCUGACUGUCAUUACAUAUAGCCUAUCUGCCAGAGACUCUAGACCCCGGUUUUAGAGUGAUGGCAUAAUAUGUUGAGCGAGGAGAGGAGAUCUGUGUGGAAGGGGGAAUUUACAGAGGAAGAGUGCUGACGGUAUAAGAUAAUGGAGCCUGCGAUUUUAAAUCUUGGCAGAUGUGACUAUGUUGGAUAAAAGGUAUAGUGGAGAAAAAUGCUUUCUUGCUCUUUUUCCCUCAGGUCAAGUUGUAUAAAUUGCUGAAAGAAUGGAAGAAUAAAGCCUUAGAUUGCUAUGGGACUCUCUCACCUAUAUUUUGUAAGAAAAAUCUGUUGUCUUUGUGAGAGCCAAGGAUAAGGUCCCUGUGUUCAUGUUUAUGCAUAUUCUUGUACUUGAUGCUAUUGGAGUUGAUUAAAAGGGAUUGGCUUACUGAUGAAAUGGGGAAAAUGAAUUCUUAAUAUUUUUAUUUACAUGCAUUUGGUGUAGAUCAGCACUGCCUAGUAGAACUAUAUGUGACGAUGGAACUGUUCUUUAUCUGCACCAUCUAGUAUUAGCCACAUGUGGCUGUUGAAUACUUGAACUAUGGCUAGUGUGACUGAAGAAUCGAAUUUUUCAUUUUACUUAAUUUAAAUAGCCAUGUGUGACUAAUGGCUACCAUAUUGGGUACCACAAUCCUAGAUUAAAUCUCUUAAGUGAUUCGUAUGCCUAUAAAAUGAAUAAUAUCUGAUGGCAUAUCCUCAUACAGACAUAUUAAAGUUCUGUGGACACGUACUUUUACUGCUUUUUUAAAGAGAAUGUUGGAAUGAAAAAGGAGUAUAAAGUCACUAUUACUGUGUGAGAUGGAGAGUUAUGAUUUAAUUUUUAAAACAAAAACCCCAAAAGUAGCCUGUUUUAAGAAAAACAUUAAUGAGAACCUUUUCAUUCUGCUUUAAGAACUUGUGCUCUUUGAUUAUAAAAGAGUAAAGCUUGUUAGUACAUAAUGAUUAAUGAAAGUCUAAUAAUGGAUUUGGUCCAUUCAUCAAAUAUUUGAUUGCUUUCAAAGGUAAAUAUGGCAUAAUUCCUGUGCCUGGGGUUCUAAGCUGAAACUAGUAGACCAUGCUUAUACACCUGAUUAAGGUUGGCUUGGGUAGACCAGUUCUCCAGAGGACUAUGGAAGCCCUUUAGUGGGAAAUGAAGACUCAAGGAAAGCUACCCGGAGAACUGACAACUCUUCCUGUUAAUCAGUACAAACCAAAGGAACUUGCCUAGGAUCAGCUGGAGGGGUUCUAGCAUACUGUUUCUGCAAAUUGUUUAUUGAGUGCCUUUGUGCUGGGGGUUCUAUAAGAUGUGUAGAACAUGGUUUGUUUGUUAUCAUCAGGAUUAACUGACACGUAUUGGGCAUCUUGUAUCUGUUAGGCAUUGUGCGGAUUAGUGUUACAUGGAGCAUUUCUUUUAAUCUUCACAGUAACUUCAUGGAAUACAUUAUAUUAGUAUAUUCAUUUUCUAAAUGAAGAAACUGAAGUUUAGACAGAGAAAUUCACUUGCCCGAGAUUAUAAAGCUAGCAAUGAGGAAGAUAAUGUUUCUCUCACCCUUAACAGAGAAGAAUGAGGGGAGACAAUAUAUAAAACAUACGAGUCAGUGAAUAAUAAGGUGUUUUAUAUGAGUAAUAUAUGUUACAUCGCAAAGUUGUAAACUAAUAGCAAUAGGAAUUAAAGAAAGGCAAGAAUGGCAUGGUAUGGGUUGAGGUAUCAGGGAUAACUUCUCAGAGAAUGUAGGACUUGAAGUGGACUUGAAUGAUGUGCAGUUAUUCAGCAAUUGUUUAUUGAGCUAGCAGUAAAGACAGUGUGAGCAAAGGUGAAAGAGAGUAAGCCCAAGUGUAGGGGACACAUUCAGAAGGUUUGUAUUGUAGAGUUGUCAGGAAAUAAGGUUGUAUAGCGAGAACUGGAGGGGUGGUUUCUUGAAUGAGGAAAUUGGACCUAAUGUGAUCUUUCUUAAAUGAGAAUCCACUCCUACUGCCGUCGAGUUGAUUCCGACUCAUAGCAACCCUGUGAGACAGAGUAGAACUGCCACAUAGAGUUCCCAAGAAGUGCCUGGUGGAUUUGAACUGCUGACCUAAAUGAGAAUCGGUAGGUGUUUAUUGAGAGGGUAAGUGGGGUCCAGGUAUGGAGAAAAAGGUUCACAGUAUCUUCCUCCAAACUCAUGUAGUUCAAGGUGGUGAUUGCUAAAUGCCACCUGUUUGCUGUUACCUCCACCGUAUAUGGUGCUCAUUCACUUUGACUGGAUAGCAGUCCUUGGUGCGCACAGCAAAGUUCUGCCCCUUUCCUUGGCUUUUGCAUGACAUACAUAUCGUCCUAAGGAAGAAUGAGAGGUGGCAUGGAUCAUUUAUAAGCUUUGGAAUGUGGAGAUGAAUUACACUGGCAAAUGUACUGUGAAUGUUUGAUUCUGUUGAUGAGUUGAACACUUGUUUUACCCACAGACUUUGUAAAACCUUUAAUAUGACAGUAAGCUAUGUUGUUGUUAGGCACCACUGAGUCCGUUCCGACUUACAGCAACCGGAUGCACAACAGAACGAAACACUGCCCGGUCCUGUGCCAUCCUUACAAUUGUAGUUAUGCUUGAGCUCAUUGUUGCAGCCACUGUGUCAAUCCACCUUGUUGAGGGUCUUCCUCUUUUCUGUUGACCCUGUACUUUACCAAGCAUGAUGUCCUUCCCCAGGGACUGAUCCCUCCUGACAAUAUGUCCAGAGUAUGUAAGACGCAGUCUCACCGUCCUUGGUUCUAAGAAGCGUUCUGGUUGUACAUCUUCCAAGACAGAUUUGUUCGUUCUUUUGGCAGUCCAUGGUAUAUUCAAUAUUCUUCGCCAACACCACAAUUCAAAGGUGUCAGUUCUUCUUUGGUCUUCCUUAUUCGUUGUCUAGCUUUGACAUGUGUAUGAUGCGAUUGAAAAUAAAGUGCUUUUCAACACUUUAAAGAGGUCUCUUGCAGCAGAUUGACCCAAAGCAGUGCGUCGUUUGAUUUCUUGACUGCUGCAUCCAUGGCUGUUGAUUGUGGAUCCAAGUAAAAUGAAAUCCUUGACAACUUCAAUCUUUUCUCCGUUUAUCAUGAAGUAGCUCAUUGGUCCAGUUGUGAGGAUUUUUAUUUUCUUUAUGUUCAGCUGUAAUCUACACUGAAGGCUGUGGUCUUUGAUCUUUACUAGGAAAUGCUUCAAGUCCUCCUCACUUUCAGCGAGCAAGGUUGUGUCAUCUUCAUAACACAGGUUGUUAAUGAGUCUUCUUCCAAUCCUAAUGCCCUGUUCUUCUUUAUAUAGUCCACCUUCUUGGAUUAUUUGCUCAGUGUACAGAUUGAAUAGACAUGGUGAAAGGAUACAACCCUGACGCACACCUUUCCUGACUUUAAACCAAUCAGUAUCCCCUUGUUCUGUUCGAACAACUGCCUCUUGAUCUGUGUAAGGGUUCCUCUUGAGCACAAGUGUUCUGGUAUUCCCAUUCUUCACAGUGUUAUCCAUUGUGAAGAACAGGAAUUUGCCCCCACAUGUCUGUCUGUCUGUCUUUCAGUAAGCUGUGUAGAUGGUAAGAAUCUUUAUGAGUGAUGUGUCUUGCACUUAACUUUACAGAGAAGGUUUCAUCGCUGAGAUUGUUGGGUUUGUGCACCUGUCAUAGGGCCCCCAGAUGUUCUUUCUAAGGACUUUCGUUAGGAAAAUGCUACCAUGGGCUGUUCUCAUAGUUUCUGUCUUUAGCGCUAUACCCUUCCUUCGUUUGAUACUUUUCUUGAAUCAUCAUAUUCAUUCCUAUGGAUUUAAAUAUCUUAUAUGCUGAUGGUUUCCAAGUUCAUAUCCUCGCCUUGGUCUUUCUCCUGAGCAUCCAGCUGCCUAAGUAGGUUCCUCAGUCUGGAUGGCCCUGGUAAUAGGCAGCUCAGACCUGACACUUUUCAAAAUCAAAAUCUUUUCUCCAUUCACCAGCCACCCACCCAAAGCUUCUGCUUUCCUUCUCUUUCUCUGUUCGGUUAUGUGAGAUUAACUACCCAGCUGUCAAAACUAGAAAUAGAAAUCCUGAUGUCCUGUUUAGUUCUUCUGUCUUUGAUCCCCAUCUGGUUAAUUUAACAAACAGACAAAGAAAGAAAGAAAGAAACAAACAAACAAACAACACAGAGCAAAACAGCAAACCCCUUGCCAUCAAGGUGAUUCUGACUCAUGGCAACCCCAUGUGUUACAAGGUAGAACUGAGCUCCAUAGGGUUUUCUUGCCUGUAAUUUUUAUCAACGGAGAUCGCCAGCCCUUUCUUCCACAGCACUGAUGGGUAGUCUUGAUCCGUCAACCAUUAGGUUAGUAGUUGAGCACAAACCAUUUGUGCCACCUGGGGCCUUAUCCAGUUGAUUACCAAGCUUAAAUUUUACAGGAAAAGUUAAUAGUGUAACCAACAAACAUUUAUCCUACUGUUUUUGAUCCUGGUGGAGAGUAGGCUUGACUUAGUUGUUGAUGUGGUUGUGGGGCCUUUUGGGAUGCUUAAAACCUCUUUUCUACUCUUGGGAGUGUCUGUGUGCGUGUGUGUUUUUUAAUGGUGACAAAAGAGCUACCUUUUCUGCAAAAUUCUAAAAUUCUGUACAUGUAUCUGUAAUGCUUCCUACUUGUUUUGUAUCAUGUCGUUUGCUUAAAAGAUAUAAAAAGUGACAGACCUAUAGGGAAGAAUUAACACAUAUCAUAUCCAACUGGUUAAAAAAUACUGUAAAUUACCAGUUGCUGAAAAUGGCACACAUGUCUCUAGGUAGUUAUUCAUAUUGUUAGUCAAUUUGCAAGUUGCAAAGCCAAGCAGGGAGAAGAGUAAAGAAAGGGAUCUGUGUAUUUCCCCUAGGUCUCAUGCAUUUGAUCAAAUUAACUUUAAUCAGAAGUGGCAGUUUUCCAUUGAAAGCUUUUGAGAAGAAAUCCCCUGUUUGCUGAAGUGAGAAAGAGGAUUUCUUUUGAGAAUGCUGUUCUAACCCUAUGCUCCAUUUACAUUUCGGCCUUCUAGGUUACAUUUGUCAGUUACUAUUGGGAUUUAUGUUCUCUCGUGUUGAAUAUUGCCUUGCUUGCAUUUUCCAGGAUAAUCUUAAAGGUCACUAGAGACUAGAGCUCUUCAGUGUACGUUUACAUUGGGCAAUCAACUGAGCUUCUGAUAUUUUUGUGGUUGGAUUAUGGAAUGAGUAUUUUGCUUCUAGGUUUAAUUUUUCCUUGACAGCAAAAUUGAGGAAGUUUUUUUUGAGGGAACCUGAUUUUGAACGGUUGGGAUACAUACUUUACUUAAUAUGGCAACUGCUCCACUGUCUCUUUAUCUGGCACUAUAUGAGAUGAAAGAAAAGAUCUCAGAAAACAAUCGGUGCGUGGUCAGGCCUGCCAACACAUGACCAAUACAAGUCUUGUUAGAGGAUCUACUUGGUUGCGGAAGAAAUGCACAACCCUGCCUCCAUUUACCCAGCUCCGUGUUUCCAGUUAUUGUCAUAGGUGUGAUGCUGUUCAGUUGCUUUCAUGUUUCAAAAACUUGGUUGGUAAACUCUGAAAACUUAGCUUUAUUAACCUGAAAAAGAAGUCUGUAUUACUUUCCUUCCAAUGAUAAUGUUCAGGUCUAUAAAUCAGAAAGUUCUUUUUCAGCCUACAGGGUUGUAUUAAUAAUCUGUCAACUUAAUGGCACCUAACAGCCUAACAACAAAAACCAAAACCAAAACUGUUGCCGUUGAGUCAAUUCCGACUCACAGAGACCCUAUAAGACAGAGUAGAAGUGCCCCAUAGGGUUUCCAAGGAGCAUUUGGUGGAUUCAAACUGCCGACCUUCUGGUUAGCAGCCAACCUCUUGACCACUACACCACCAGGGCUCCCUUACUCUAUAGUUAUUACUGAUUAAGUGUAUUCAAGUCUCUCAUUCUCCCUUCCCUUCUUUCCCUUCUCUUUCAUUUCCUUCCCUUCUCCUUUUCUUGCUUCCUAGGUAGAAUUAUUUUACCCUGAGCAAGUGAUAUUAAAGUUUUUUUUUUUUUUUGGUAAAUACUUGAUAGAAACAUGCUGGGAUAUUCUUAAGAGUUAUUUUUACUUUGACAGGGGACUCUUUGAAAACUGUGACAAUACAAUGUGGUUGAUACAUUGGGGCCAGAAGCCUGUAUAUCUGAGGCUGAAGAAGCAGAGAGGGGCCUGUGAAAGUCUUCCAGUUCCUGCUGACACCCACAGUGGGAGCUUUAGCGUUGUUGAAACGUUGGGGUUAUUGGAGUGGUUGGAUUUUUCCUGGAAUUGAGUGAGAAAUUCAGAAGACUGAAGCCCAGGCUUACUGUCUACCUUUCACGGAGGCCUAGCCGUGAGAGGACAGAAGAAGGCACGUGGCGAAUCAUGACAGCUGACAAAGACAAAGACAAAGACAAAGAGAAGGACCGGGACCGAGAUCGGGACCGAGAGAGAGAUAAAAGAGACAAAGCAAGAGAGAGUGAGAAUUCAAGGCCACGCCGGAGCUGUACCUUGGAAGGAGGAGCAAAAAAUUAUGCUGAGAGUGAUCACAGUGAAGACGAGGACAAUGACAACAACAGUGCCACCACGGAGGAGUCCACGAAGAAGAACAAAAAGAAACCACCGAAAAAAAAAUCUCGUUAUGAAAGAACAGACACUGGCGAGAUAACAUCCUACAUCACUGAGGAUGAUGUUGUCUAUAAACCAGGAGGUUCUACACUAUUGCCAAACAAUACUGUGUGUAUAUCGAGAGUCGGAGGCCAAACACACCGUAUUUCAUCUGUAGCAUUCAAGACUUCAAACUGUUUGCCCAGGCUCUCAGGGGAAAAGAUGGACAGAAGGAAAUAUGCUUUGUUUCUCUGCAAGAUUAAAAAAAAAAAAAAGAAAGAAAGAAAGAAAUUGGAGUUGGUUUUGUCCACAGCAAAUAACAUGGUCCACAACUCCCAGGCCUGUUGCAGAUCUCCAACUCCUGCUUUGUGUGACCCCCCAGCAUGCUCUCUGCCGGUGGCAUCACAGCCACCACAACAUCUUUCUGAAGCCGGGAGAGGGCCUGUAGGGAGUAAGAGGGACCAUCUACUCAUGAACGUCAAAUGGUACUACCGUCAGUCUGAAGUUCCCGAUUCUGUGUAUCAGCAUUUGGUUCAGGAUCGACAUAAUGAAAACGACUCUGGAAGAGAACUUGUCAUUACAGACCCCGUUAUCAAGAACCGAGAGCUCUUCAUUUCUGAUUAUGUUGACACCUACCAUGCUGCUGCCCUUAGAGGGAAGUGCAACAUCUCCCAUUUUUCUGACAUAUUUGCUGCCAGAGAGUUUAAAGCCCGAGUCGAUUCAUUUUUCUACAUAUUAGGCUACAAUCCCGAGACAAGGAGGCUGAACAGCACCCAGGGAGAGAUUCGAGUUGGCCCUAGCCAUCAGGCCAAACUUCCAGAUUUGCAACCGUUUCCUUCUCCAGAUGGUGACACUGUGACCCAACAUGAAGAAUUGGUUUGGAUGCCUGGAGUGAAUGACUGUGAUCUCCUCAUGUACUUGAGGGCAGCAAGAUUUUGGAACUGUUCAUCAGAAGGAAAACAUCUUAAAGCUAUGGACGCAGUUAUCACCACGUCAUCCAGUUGGGUAAUUGGGAGCAUGGCAGCAUUUGCAGGGAUGUGUGAUGGGGGCUCCACAGAAGAUGGCUGUGUUGCAGCGUCUCGGGAUGACACCACUCUCAAUGCACUGAACACGCUACAUGAAAGUGGCUAUGAUGCUGGCAAAGCCCUGCAGCGCCUGGUAAAGAAACCUGUGCCCAAGCUGAUUGAAAAGUGCUGGACUGAGGAUGAAGUGAAACGCUUCGUUAAGGGGCUCAGGCAGUACGGCAAGAACUUCUUCAGAAUUAGAAAGGAGCUGCUUCCCAAUAAGGAAACAGGGGAACUAAUCACCUUCUACUACUACUGGAAGAAAACCCCUGAAGCAGCCAGCUCCCGGGCCCAUCGCCGGCACCGCAGGCAGGCCGUGUUCAGGAGGAUUAAAACCCGAACAGCAUCCACACCUGUCAACACACCCUCCAGGCCCCCCUCUAGUGAAUUCUUGGACCUGAGUUCAGCCAGCGAGGAUGACUUCGACAGUGAGGACAGUGAGCAGGAGCUGAAGGGAUACGCCUGCCGCCACUGCUUCACCACCACCUCUAAAGACUGGCACCACGGUGGCCGGGAGAACAUCCUGCUCUGCACGGAUUGCCGCAUCCACUUCAAGAAGUACGGCGAGCUCCCCCCCAUCGAGAAGCCAGUGGAUCCCCCACCAUUUAUGUUCAAACCCGUCAAAGAGGAGGAUGAUGGGCUCAGUGGGAAGCAUAGCAUGAGGACGCGGCGGAGUCGUGGCUCGAUGUCUACACUACGCAGUGGUCGGAAGAAGCAACCAGCCAGUCCUGAUGGUCGUGCCUCACCCAUCAAUGAAGACAUCCGCUCCAGUGGCCGGAACUCACCCAGCGCUGCCAGCACCUCCAGCAAUGACAGUAAAUCAGAGACAGUGAAGAAAUCGGCCAAGAAGGUUAAGGAAGAAGCCUCAUCGCCUCUUAAGAGCACCAAGCGCCAGCGGGAGAAGGUAGCCUCAGACACGGAGGAGGUGGACAGGACCAACUCCAAGAAAACCAAGACCCAGGAGAUCAGCCGGCCCAACUCACCAUCUGAAGGCGAGGGAGAGAGUUCAGACAGUCGCAGUGUCAAUGAUGAGGGCAGCAGUGACCCCAAAGACAUCGACCAGGACAAUCGCAGCACGUCCCCCAGCAUCCCCAGCCCCCAGGACAACGAGAGUGACUCGGACUCCUCGGCUCAGCAGCAGAUGCUGCAGGCCCAGCCCCCAGCCUUGCAGGCUCCCAGUGGGGCAGCCCCAACUCCCUCCACAGCCCCGCCAGGAGCCACCCAGCACUCCACUUCAGGGCCCACGCCCUCUGUCCCAGCAGGUCCUCCCCAGGGCUCCCCCUCAGCUUCCCAGCCUCCAAACCAGCCGCAGGCUUCCACGGCACCUGCUCCCCACACCCACAUCCAGCAGGCACCCGCCCUGCACCCUCAGCGGCUGCCCUCACCACAUCCUCCGCUGCAGCCUCUGACCGGGCCGGCUGGCCAGACCACAGCCCAGCCUCACGCCCAGCCCUCCCUGCACAGUCAGGGCCCACCUGGCCCUCACAGUUUACAGGCUGGUCCUCUGUUGCAGCAUCCGGGCCCGCCUCAGCCCUUUGGCCUCCCUCCCCAGGCCACCCAAGGCCAGGCCCCCCUAGGGGCCCCUCAGGCAGCAGCCCACCCUCAUAGCACCCUGCAGCUCCCUGCCUCUCAGGCAGCAUUGCAGUCACAGCAGCCCCCACGUGAGCAGCCCUUGCCACCGGCCCCCUUGGCCAUGCCUCACAUCAAGCCCCCCCCCACCACGCCCAUUCCCCAACUGCCUGCACCACAGGCGCACAAGCACCCACCUCACCUCUCAGGGCCCUCCCCCUUCUCCAUGAAUGCCAACCUACCACCCCCACCAGCACUGAAGCCCCUGAGCUCCCUGUCCACACACCACCCCCCCUCGGCCCACCCUCCACCCCUGCAGCUCAUGCCACAGAGCCAGCCUUUGCCCUCCUCCCCCGCCCAGCCCCCCGUGCUGACCCAGAGCCAGAGCCUGCCCCCCACUGCUGCUGCCCACCCCACAUCAGGCCUACACCAGGUGGCCCCCCAGCCCUCAUUCGCUCAGCACCCCUUUGUCCCUGGGGGCCCUCCUUCCAUCACCCCUCCGGCCUGCCCCUCCACCUCCACUCCACCUGCGGGACCUGGUACCUCAGCCCAGCCACCCUGCUCUGCUGCUGUUUCUUCAGGGGGCAGCAUGCCUGGGGGCACAUCCUGCCCUCUCCCCACUGUCCAGAUAAAGGAAGAGGCUCUGGAAGAGGCCGAGGAGCCAGAGAGCCCCCCGCCCCCACCAAGGAGCCCAUCCCCGGAGCCCACCGUGGUGGACACCCCCAGCCAUGCCAGCCAGUCGGCCAGGUUCUACAAACACCUGGACCGGGGCUACAACUCGUGUGCACGGACAGACCUGUACUUCAUGCCUCUGGCGGGGUCCAAACUGGCCAAGAAGAGGGAGGAGGCCAUUGAGAAGGCCAAGCGGGAGGCUGAGCAGAAAGCCCGUGAGGAGCGGGAGCGUGAGAAGGAGAAGGAGAAAGAGCGCGAGCGGGAGCGCGAGCGGGAGCGCGAGGCCGAGCGUGCAGCUCAGAAGGCGUCCAGCUCAGCACAUGAAGGCCGUCUCAGCGAUCCCCAGCUCAGUGGUCCUGGCCACAUGCGGCCAUCCUUCGAGCCCCCACCCACCACCAUUGCCGCAGUGCCCCCGUACAUUGGGCCCGACACGCCUGCCCUCCGGACUCUGAGCGAGUAUGCACGGCCCCACGUCAUGUCGCCCACCAACCGCAACCACCCCUUCUACAUGCCCCUCAACCCCACCGACCCCUUACUGGCCUACCACAUGCCUGGCCUCUACAAUAUUGACCCCACCAUCCGUGAGCGGGAGCUCCGGGAACGCGAGAUCCGAGAGCGGGAGAUCCGGGAGCGCGAGUUGCGGGAGAGGAUGAAGCCGGGCUUUGAGGUGAAGCCCCCGGAGCUGGACCCCCUGCACCCAGCCACCAACCCCAUGGAGCACUUCGCCCGGCACAGUGCCCUCACCAUCCCCCCCACUGCUGGCCCCCAUCCUUUUGCUUCAUUCCACCCGGGCCUGAACCCCUUGGAGAGGGAGAGACUGGCCCUGGCAGGCCCCCAGCUUCGGCCUGAAAUGAGCUACCCAGAUAGACUGGCAGCUGAGCGGAUCCACGCUGAGCGCAUGGCCUCGCUGACCAGCGACCCCCUGGCGCGGCUGCAGAUGUUCAACGUGACGCCACACCACCACCAGCACUCCCACAUCCACUCGCACCUCCACCUCCACCAGCAGGACCCACUCCAUCAAGGUUCUGCAGGCCCUGUACACCCACUGGUUGACCCCUUGACCGCAGGCCCACACCUGGCUCGCUUCCCCUACCCCCCUGGCACCCUCCCCAACCCUCUUCUUGGACAGCCGCCUCAUGAGCACGAGAUGCUUCGUCAUCCAGUGUUUGGUACCCCCUACCCUCGAGACCUGCCGGGGGCCAUCCCGCCCCCUAUGUCAGCAGCCCACCAGUUGCAGGCCAUGCAUGCCCAGUCGGCCGAGCUGCAGAGACUGGCCAUGGAGCAGCAGUGGCUGCACGGACACCCCCACAUGCAUGGCGGCCACCUACCAAGUCAGGAAGAUUAUUACAGUCGACUGAAGAAAGAAGGUGACAAGCAGUUAUAAGUUAUUUAUUUGUUAACGCUGGCUGUGGAAACCCCAGUUCUUGAGGGAAGAAACAGGACUUUUUACAUACAAUAGGAGCUGCAAAAGCAAAAAGAAUUAUCUUCUAAAGAUUUCUUUAUAUAUUUAAAAACCCCACAACUAAAAAUGUAUCAGCAUCCUAGUGUUCGUUUGUAGAGAGGAUUCCUUGAGACUGGUUUGGGUCUCCCUGCAUGACAGUCCCCAGAAACUUAGUGAGUCCUGGACUGGACUGACCAUUCAGAAACCUUCCCUGCAAUCUUGGGGUUUGGCUUUAGUUUUCUCUUCCUUCCUUAGUUUCUCAGUAGGUGCUAGAAUCCACUUCACACCCUUCACUGUGCGUGCAGACACACUCAGUUACGUGUGUUCCAAAACCCACAAGGUUUGCAGACAGGCGGCAUAUAUGAAUUUGGAAUCCAAGAACUAUAAUUUUUAAGAAAUCUUUUAUUUUAAUACAUUGUAGGAAAUCUUCAUAAUUUGAGAAAGUUCUGCAGCAUGGCUUUUUAAGUCUGUAAAUAAAUAAUUUUAGAACAGCCUUUUUUUUUCCCCUCCCACAAACUACUAUUCUCAUCUAUUUUUUUCCAGCCAUGUCACUAAUUGUGAAUUCCUACCAGCUAUUGACAGAAUACAGAGUUGAUUUUUUAAUAAAAAGUUAUAUAUAA